AUGACGCUGUUUCAGGGACGGGCUCCAACGGGUUCAGUGGGUAGCCCCAAACCUGGCAUGCAACAAGGAGGCCAAGGAGGAGGAAUGGGCGGAAUGGGAGGAAUGGGGGGAGGAGGUAUGGGAGGAAUGGGGGGAGGAGGUAUGGGAGGAAUGGGGGGAGGAGGUAUGGGAGGAAUGGGAGGAGGUGGGAUGGGAGGAAUGGGAGGAGGUGGAAUGGGAGGUAUGGGAGGAGGUAUGGGAGGAAGUAUGGGAGGAAGUAUGGGAGGUAUGGGAGGUAUGGGAGGUGGGAUGGGUGGAAUGGGAGGAGGUGGUAUGGGAGGUAUGGGAGGAGGUGGGAUGGGAGGAGGUAUGGGAGGGAUGGGGGGAAUGGGAGGAGGAGGGAUGGGAGGAAUGGGAGCAGGUAUGGGCUCAGGUGGAGGAAUAGGAUCCAGAGCUGGCGAGCCAUACCGCCUAGCAACCCAUGAGAGUCCAUCCUCUCCCCGACAUAUGCAGUCAAGCCAGGGGCACGGUAUGGGGCAGGUUCCGGGGUCUGGCCAUGGGAUGGGUCACGGUCCAGCUGGGUCCGGUAUGGGGGGUCAUACAGGUCAAAGUCCUGGCCAACAUGCCUCUCGUCGAAAUCUCCAAGUUGACUUUAGCGGUUCCGGUGGCUCCAGGACAGGCCGGUCUCCGUCAGUGUCCCCUGACCGCGGCGUGACACCCACCUCACCCUACUCGGUGCCGCAGAUUGCACCAAUGCCGAGCAGCAGGAUGUGCCCCCUGUGCACCACCACAGAGCUGACCAACCCACCGGCUGUACCCAACUACAACACCUGCACCCAGUGCAAGUCUACCGUCUGUAACCAGUGUGGAUUCAACCCCAACCCACACCUCACCGAGGUCCAGGAGUGGCUAUGUCUGAAUUGUCAGAUGCAGAGAGCUCUUGGCAUUGAUAUGACCACGCCUCGCUCUAAGAGCCAACAGCAGAUUCACUCUCCGUCACACCAAGCCAAGCCCAUUGUCCAGCCUCAGCAGCCGACGCCUCAGCCAACACAACCGGCAGCAGCAGCCCAGCCAAAACCUCUGGCUCAGAGUCAGCCCGCCCAGCGGCAGCAGCAGCAGCAGCAGCAGCAGCAGCAGCAGCAGCAGCAGCAGCAGCAGCAGCAGCAGCAGCAGCAGCAGCCCUACGGCCAGACGCAGCCCUACUCCCAGUCUCAGCCAUACUCCCAGUCUCAGCCAUACUCCCAGUCUCAGCCAUACUCCCAGUCCCAGCAGUAUCCCCAGUCUCAGCCCCAGUUGUACCCUACCGGACAACAGGGGCCCCAGACUCAGCAGCAAAGCUCUCCAGGCUUACAGAGACACCAAGGCGCUGGCGGCCCCCAGGCUCAGACUGGAACUUUUCAGCAAGGCAUGAGGUCGGAUCCAUACUCCCAGAGAGGUCCUGGGACCCAAGGAGCUGUCGGAGGUCCCACUGGUGGCCUCAACCAGCCUGGAGGUCCACGGAUUCCCCACCCUGGUGCUGUGCCCCUCCCUGGCUUGACCAAAGCCCCCUCUCAACCUGAUCUGGGUCGGGGUUCUCCGAUGCACCAGUCCAUGGCACGACAUCAUGAUCAGACCAGAAGCGCCGGUUCUUCCCCAGCCCACAGACCUCAGAGUCAGCCCCCUCCUGCCCAGGAUGGCCUGACCAAACUGUUUGGCUUUGGGGCGUCCCUGCUCAAUCAGGCUAGUACACUCAUCAAUGUUGAUCCUCUAUCCACUGCCUCCACCCAGCCGAGCCCUGCACGGGGCAAGGUGGUGUUCAGUAAUGCAAGUGCUGACAGCAAGCAGCAACAACAAGGUGCCCAAGGAAGUAAACCGUUUGGUAUGGGAGGCCCUCAUGCUCCAACUCAAAUGAGUGGUCCCCAUGGGCCAAGUCAAAUGGGAGGUCCUCAUGCACCAGGUCAAAUGGGAGGUUCUCAUGCACCAGGUCAAAUGGGAGGUCCCCAUGGGCCAAGUCAAAUGGGAGGUCCUCAUGGGCAGAGUCAAAUGGGUGGCCCCCAUGUGCCGGGCCAAAUGGGAGGCCCUCAAGCAAUGAGCCAAAUGGGAGGCCCUUAUCCACAUAGCCAAAUGGGGGGCCCUUUUCCACAGAGCCAGAUGGGAGGUCCCCAAAUGGGUGGACUGCAUCAACAAACCCAGAAGCAGCCGACCAUCCCCCAUCAACAAGGAAUGCAGCAACAGCAGUCGCCCGCGCAUCAUCAAAAAGGGCCGCAAGGAUACCAACCACAAGGAACACAACAAAAGCAGUCACCUGCUCAUCAGCAGAAGGUGCCACACAAACAGGAGCCCGCAGCAGCUCCCGUGCCUGCUCCAGUGCCCGCAAAGCCUAAAGUGAACUGUCCUCUAUGUAAAACGGAGCUGAACAUCCACAGCUCUGACCCGCCCAACUACAACAGCUGCACACAGUGUCACAGCCAAGUUUGUAACCUGUGUGGCUUCAACCCGACGCCUCAUCUGGUGGAGAAAAAAGAGUGGUUAUGCCUCAACUGCCAGACCCAGCGGCUGAUGUCCGGAGGCGGCCUCGACGAGCCUCCACUUCCUGUUCCUCAUUCGUCUCCCAAGCACCAGCCAAUGGGUUCGCCCCGUCACCAGGCACCAACCAGUCAACAAAGCCCUCUCCACAAGCCCACCAAUCAGCAGGGCCAAAAGACAGCUCAGCCCCAGACUCAGAAACCACAAGUUGGAACAGCCGGUACUGGGCCAUUUACUCCGACUGCUGCCAAACAACCAACGGACACCAAGACAACAGAUCCAACAACAGAGACCCAGAAACAGCAGAAACUGGAGGAGCAACCUAAGACUGAGCCGGAGACUGCCAAAGACACCAAACCCUUGCAGAAGAAAGGAGAGCAGAUCACACCUGUCAAAGACAUCAAGAAGUCCAGGCACUAUGAUGAUACUAAAAACAACAGCACCCAUGACUUAUCACGCAGUCCACAGAGCCUCAGUGACACCGGCUACUCCUCUGAUGGCAUCUCUAGCUCCCACAGUGAAAUCACAGGUCUUAUCCAGGAGGAGGAGAUGAAGCUGAGUGAGCGGGGAAUCAGUGGACGGGGCUCCCCACCAAGCCCUUCUGAAAUCACCAAACUAGAAAGCUCCAUGAGGCCUUUGCUGGAGAAGAGCCUUUCUGAAGACAAGGUGGAAAGAAGAGGAAGGAAGCACAGAGACAGGGACUUGGAUGACAGAGGAAAGCGCCCACGCUCCCUGUCGAUCCCGCCUGAAGAGUACGACUCAGACGAGGAACUGGAAGAUAUAGUGGAGGAAGAGGAGGAUGUGGGAGACUGGGAAAGUAAACGAAAGCAAACAAAGGAGGAGAAGAAAGAAAAGAAGAAGAAGGACAAAGAUGCCGAGCCCACAGAGAUGACAGAUGAGGAGUUUAUGAGGAGGCAAAUCAUGGAGAUGAGUGCUGAUGAAGAAAAUGAGGAGGAAGAAGAGAUGGAGGAAGAGGAUGAUGAGGAAGAUGAAGGCUAUGGCUAUCAGAAAUCCAAGAAAAGCCAUCAUAAGCACAUAUCUGACUCAGGGAAAGAGAAGAGACGUCUUCAACACCACUCCAGCAGCUUUGAGGAGGAAACUAAGAGUUCUGCUGAUGUUUAUAAAGGCUCAGUAGAGGAAGGUGAAGAGGAUCUGAUGGCAUCCCAAGGAGGCCUUAGGCGCUUCAAAACUAUUGAACUCAAUAACACCAAUAGCUACAACCGAGACAUGGAUCUGAGCAAUGAAAAUGACCUGAGUCUUGAUAGAGAACCAGAGUUAGAGAUGGAGAGCCUGACAGGAUCUCCCGAGGAGCGUUCUCGAGGCGAGUACUCCUCAACCCUGCCAGCAACUUCAUCGUCAUAUGGCUCAGGUCAGUCUCCAACUUCCAUCUCAUCGAUGGAGGAAGACAGUGACAGUAGUCCUAGCAGGAGGCAAAGGUUGGAAGAGGCCAAGCAACAGCGAAAAGCCCGCCACCGCUCCCAUGGCCCUCUCCUUCCCACCAUUGAAGACUCUUCUGAAGAGGAUGAGCUGAGGGAGGAGGAGGAACUUCUGAGAGAGCAAGAGAAGAUGAGGGAGGUGGAGCAGCAAAGAAUUAGGAGCACAGCACGAAAGACCAAGAGGGAUAAAGAGGAGCUCAGGGCUCAGAGGCGCAGAGAGAGGUCGAAGACACCACCAAGCAAUCUCUCCCCCAUUGAAGAUGCUUCUCCGACUGAAGAGCUCAGACAAGCUGCAGAAAUGGAAGAGCUCCAUCGGUCUUCUGCUUCUGAAUAUUCCCCACAGAGUCUGGACUCAGAGGCUGAAGGAUACGAGUCCAAACUUUACAAGUCAGGCAGUGAGUACAACCUGCCCACCUUUAUGUCUCUUUACUCACCAGUAGAGAAGUCCUCAACAACGACAACAACUACAGCACCAUCGUCAACUUCAAAACCACUAAAAAGUGCUGAGGAGGUCUAUGAAGAAAUGAUGAGGAAAGCAGAGAUGCUUCAAAAACAACAGAAACAACAGCAGCAACAGCCCCAACAUGGAAGACAUGGGCAGUACUAUGAGGAGGACGUCAAUGGACAAGGUUAUGACGAGGAGUAUGAAUAUGAUCAAGAUCAAGCUGAAUAUGACAAUGGGGCAGCAGAUGUAGAAACAGACAUAUAUGAGGAGAUCCGCCAGACAUCUCAAAAUAUCACCAAGAUGCAGCAGGCUACUGAUGAGCAAGUGGAGAUUGAGAUUGAGAGCUCCUAUCCAGACAAACAGCUCCUAGACACGGGCUCAGCCUUCGCAAAGCUGCUAGAACAGAGCAAUGCUCUCCUAACUCCAGGUACAAGCCCGACCCAGAUCUCAGCUCCUGUCUCCUUUGCUGAGACUGGAGGUCGGAUUCCAGACGUCAGAGUGACACAGCACUUCUCUGCAAAGGAUGGACACAAAGACCGGAUCAAAAGCCAAGCAGGAAAGAAUGGAAUAACUCCAACAGUUGCUGCCACAACCAUUGCAGCUUAUGGAGUUUAUGCAAGAGAUGCAGUGACUAUUUCUCAGACCAGUACAAGUCCCACGAUGACAUCUACUCAGGCUGGCAUGUAUGGCCGACAAACAGGAAGUACUGCCACAUCCUCAUCUACAGUCUCAAGUGUGUGCAGCAAAAUUGCAGAAAUUACCCAGGCCUAUAGUCAAAGAGAAGUGAUCACAAGAAGAGUUGGAGAGACUCGGGGUGUCCAAGUGCGAGACAGUUCAACAUCUUCAACUGAACGAGUUAUUGAACCCCGCUCUCCCAAGUAUACCACUUAUUACAGAAGCACCAGUCCUCCUCUGUCUCCAUCACCACCUCUACAGAGUCCCACCCGUUCACCAUCCAGAAGGUCUACAGCGGAGUUCUCUACGCAGACUUUCAGCUCAGCACUACGAAUGGAGUCGUCUGGUUCUGGGCCUUCAUCCCCAGUGAUGGCUCAGGGAACCCAAACAUCACAUCGAUCAGUCUCUCCAAGGCUGUAUCGACAGCAGUCUUCCCAGGAUGCCCCAUACUCGCCACCUUCAAGUCCUGCAAGGCCAAUGACAGUCAACACUGCUACAUCGCCUCUGUCGUCACCCACCAGAUUUAGUCGCCAAUCAACGUUUGAGAAUUAUUCCCCAUGUGGCAGUCCCCCGGACACACCACCUUAUCAGCAAUCCCCCACACGCAGCUUCUACAGAACACAAAGAAUUGAGAAGGUAAAUGUGGGAACAAGUAUGGUCACAACAGCAAGUACUUACACCAGGGGGUCAUUGUCAAUGGAUAACAUCUCCCUCUGUCGCAUUUCUACAGUCCCUGGCACUUCCAGGGUAGAGCAAGGACAUAUGAUCCAAGGUGGAAGUGUUGUAGACCUCCGAACAGCCACCAAAGCAGCUCCUAUCAUCAUGACUGACCAGGGAAUGGAUCUCACUUCCUUGGCCACUGAAAGCAGACAAUAUUACGGAGGAGCAGAGGGUGUCAGACACUCAACAAUUGUACAGCCACUGAUUAUGAACCUAAACACACAGGAGGUCACCACACCAACCACUGUGAGUGUCACUGUGGCUGCUUCCAUGUUCAUGACCCAGCACAAACAGCCUAUGGUAUAUGGUGAUCCCAAUCAGAACCGAGUGGAUCUAGGUCAGGGUAUAGGUCCAGCUGUGUGUCUGUCCCAGAACAAACCACCAAUGUCCCCUCCAGUUGAUCCAACAAUACCAAAAAUUGAUGCCAAACUGGAGGACCUCAGCGUCCAGCAGAGAGAACUACAAAAACAACAAGAGAAGCUGCAGAAGCAACAAGAGAUCCUUGAACAGCAGUUGCAACAACACCAUCAAAUGCAACACCAACAGCAACAUGCCUCUGCUUUGGCAAGGUACGGCCUCACAGGCCAGAUUCCACCUUUAAUGAAAAAAGACUUACUAGUCAGCCAGACAAGCACUGCCUCAGCUGUGGUCAGUGCUGUAUCUCCAGUCAUUAACCCUGAGAUGUAUGGCACUGGUCCCAUUGAGCUGAAAGGGAGGCCGAGCCCUCCUGGUAUAAUGUCUGGAGGCAAAUCACCACAUAGCAUGGUUGUACAGAUGGAUGGAGGGCAAGAGCAGGCCAGAGCAGUGACACAGCUAGUGAAGGUAGAGGAAGGACAGGAUGCUAUGGAUCUGACAGGAGGCCAAAUCAAACCUGACCAACCAGCUUGCUGCGAUGUUGUUUACCGACUUCCAUUUGGAGGAAGUUGCGUUGGUGGUUCUGAACAAGAGGGUAUAAGGCCUCCAUCUGCCCCACCCCUCACCUACGAGUCUGACCAUGAGUAUCCAAUGGAUGGACAGAAGGCCUACACAUUACCGUUCCCUGGAAGAUUGCAAUCUUCAAUGUCUGAUACAAACCUAGCCGAGGCUGGGCUCCAAGCUUACCAUCCAAAACUAGAACCACAAUUUCAAUCUACAGGAGAUCUCGCAAUGGAUCUCACUGGUAUAAAGCAGGGCUAUGGAGGGUACAUGAGGAUGCAGUAUGGUUCCUAUACAGAUUUACGACAUGGAGGGGAAAUCACAGCCCAAGCACUGCCUAUAAGGAGAUACAAUUCCUUGUCAAACAUCAGUUCAGACUAUGGCUACUCUGCUCGGGACAUUGCAGGUUUUCAAGAGGCUAACUUGGCUCAGUACAGUGCUACAACUGCUAGGGAGAUUAGCAGAAUGUGUGCAGCACUCAAUUCCAUGGAUCGGUAUGGAAGCAACCCAGACUUGAUGCAGUUUGGCAGUUUGGGGAGAGGAACUGGGCCUGGUACCGCCAGACUUGCAGCAGGUCUUGGCUUGCGACAAAACCUUCUUUUUGGUCUAGAUGGUAAGCCAAUGUCACACAAUCAAGCACUAACUAACCUUAUCAACGCUAGGCAGGCCAGUCUUAGGGCAAUGUAUCCGGCUGCUAUUAGAUCGGCCGAUGGGAUGAUCUACUCAACUAUCCAGACCCCCAUUGCUUCGACACUUCCCAUUACAACCCAGCCUGCCUCUGUUCUUCACCCACUACUUAGGGGGGUCUACAGGCCAUAUCCCUCUGCCAACAUGACACCUGUGCCCCUAUCCAGUCUUAGCAGACUACCAAUGAACCCCAGAAUGCCUUUGUCUGGACAAGCUCCGGUCGCUUAUCCGGCACCAGGACUUCUCCAAACAACAUCAACAACUGCCAUAACCGCUGCUGCGUCAACAACUUUUGCCCCAGUCGGAGCCCCAGUUAUUGUGUCCAUGACUAGUAGCUCUAUAGUCCAAGAUGAACCAGUGUACCUUGGUAAAGGUGCUGCAGUUACCUCUGCAUCAACAGUGGUCACCUCAGUACAAGGGACAGUCAUCCCAAUUGAUCCACAGCAGCAGCCAAUAAACCUCUCCCAGGCCCACCUGAACAGUCAACAACAACAGCAACAACAAGUGACAGCUGCCCAGCAGUCACAACAGCCUCCUCCAGCUGCUCAUGGCUAUCCACCCUCAGCAACACCAUACACCCACGGCUAUGCUCAGCCUCCAGCAGGCCCGUCCGCUGCCGCCGGUGGCUUACCCAUCCAAGGGGGACUUCCUCCCUUCCCUCCACCAGGUGCCCUACAUAAGGAGGGUGAAACAGAAGCAGAGAGGCUGCAUCGUCAGCAAGAGCAGCUUCUGCAGAUGGAGAGGGAGCGUGUGGAGCUGGAGAAACUCCGGCAAAUGCGACUUCAGGAGGAACUGGAACGGGAAAGGACUGAGCUGAAGAUGCACAGAGAGAAGGAGCAGAUUCUGGUGCACAGGGAGUUACAGGAGCUGCAGAACAUCAAGGAACAGGUCCUACAACAGCAACAAAAUGAGCGUGAGAAACAACUUGUUCUUCAGAGGGAGCAGCUGGCCCAGCAGAAGUCCCAGCUAGACCAGAUCCAGUCAUUACAGAACCAGCUCCAGCAGCAGCUUGAAGAGCAGAAGAGACAGAAGACAGCUUCAGUGGUGCAGCUGGAUGUGAACGGACAGCCUCUGCACCCCUACAGCGACUCCCAGAUAGGCUCUCGUUCCCUCCCUAACUCCUCAUCAGAGAUGUGUCUCAGAAGCCAAGAGGAGCACAUGGAGACCAGGUCUAACAUGAGGAAACACAGCUCCAUGACCAGGCUGAGCAGAGACAGCAUGGACGGAGAGAGCGUGGUGUUUUACAGCUCCCCGCGCAGGAUUGUGGACAGCUGUGUGCAAACUGAUGAUGAAGAUGGCGAGGAGAGGUACAUGAUGCGCCAUCGCACCAGAAGACGUGGUCGCAGUGUUGACUGCUCUGUCCAGACAGAUGAUGAUGAGGACAAGGCCGAGACCGGGCAGCCGGUCCGACGUAGACGUUCCCGUUUCUCACGUCACACUGAGUCCAAUGCCGCCAGUGGUAGCUCUGCCGCCACCAGUACCACGGCCACUGAUACCAAAACCGACGCUCCCAAGAUGGUGUCCUCAAGUAUCGCCAUCCAGACCAUCAGGGAAAUGUCUUGUCAGACAGAAGUGGAGCAUCUAGGAAGAGUCUCCCCAGCGAUCCAUGUGACAUUACCAGACCCAAACAAAGUAGAGAUCGUGCACUACAUCUCUGGUCCUGAGCGGACCCAAAAAGGCCAGUCUUUAGCAUGCCAGACUGACCCUGAAGCCCAGUCACAGGUUGUUGUAGCCCCCCAGCUCAGUAUACCGACCACAGUCAGUCCAUAUUCUUCCUCUACCAGUAGUGGAACACAACAAUUGAGCUCUGCAGACCUUCUGACCCAGCAGCGCCAGCAGCAGCAAAUCGCAGCAAAUGCAGCCAAGUUUGAGCGACGUCGCCCCGACCCGCUUGACAUCAAUUACCAGCCUCACAACCACCUCCACAACGAGUCCAUCUCCAGCAUCAUCCGGCAGCAGCAUACUCCCAAAUCCCCACAGGUGCUCUACUCUCCGGUCUCUCCAGUGUCUCCUCAUCGCCUCCUGGAGAAUUCCCUGUCCAGCGAGAGGCUGAACAAGGCCCAUGUCACACCUCAGCAGAAGUCCUAUACAGCUGAGUCCCCCCAGCGACACCCCUCGGUGCCCCGACCCAUCAAGAGCACUCAGAGGUCUAUGUCUGACCCCAAGCCCCUCAGCCCCACCACGGACGAACACACUAAGGCCAGGCUGACCCUCUAUCAACAACAUGCACUCCAGAGCCAGCUGGCAGCUCUACAGCAGAGCUCGCUGCUCCGCAAGGUCAAGAGAACCCUGCCCAGCCCUCCUCCGGAUGAGACUACUACAGCAGCUCAUCUGCCCAUGAUGACACCUGCCCUUCAACAGGUCUACCUGCCCUCCGUGCCCAGCCUCAAGCCCAGCUCCAGGUCUGGCCUUGCCGCAAAGGCCAGCCUCCUCAAAGACCUUACCCAUGAGCUGAAGGCCGUGGAGCAAGAGUCAACCAAGCUGAGGAAGCAACAAGCUGAACUGGAGGAGGAAGAGAAAGAGAUUGAUGCUAAACUUAGAUACCUUGAGUUGGGCAUCCAUCAAAGGAAAGAGACACUGGUCAAGGAGAGGGAGAGGAGGGAUAUUGCCUAUCUGAGGUGUAUGGGGGACACUAGGGACUACAUGUCUGAUAGUGAGUUGAAUAACUUGCGUUUGGCAGCUGCAGCUGCAUCCCAUGAAACCAAUGGUCUGCUGUCAACAAGGCCAAGCACCGCCCCUCUCAGCCAAUUCACCAGUGACCUAAACACAUCUGCCCAGUACCCACCAACCUCUUCCUUCCUCUCCUGUCAGUACCCCCAGAGCCAACCACCAGCACCGACUCAGCAAUCAAGUCUGCCAUACCAGUCCGCCACAUUCAACCAGCCACCCUAUCCGACAGUGUCUCAGUCCCAGGCACUGCCACAGCCCACACCUCUCCAGAGCCACGCCCCUCCUCCAGGACCUUCUUACCAGUCUCAAACAUCCUACCCCUCUCACACCUACCCCCAAUCUCAACCCCCAUACCCCCAGACAGACCUUGGGAUACCAGCUGCACCUCAGCCUGGGCCAGGCCAUACAGGUUUUGGGCCUGCACCACCUGGUCAGCCCCCAUACCCCACCCACAGCUCACCCUAUCCAAGUGCUGUGUCCUCCUACCCCAGCCAGACCACCCCGUACCCUGGGCAGCCCCAAGCUGAUAUCCUGACAGUCCAUCCAGGAAGACCAAGGCAGACUUCACUUGCUGACCUGGAGCACAAGAUGCCCACCAACUAUGAGACGAUCAGCAACCCAACUGUUGUGGUAACUACAACAGCCCAGGAUGCUACCUAUUCCAGUAGUGCCCCCUCCUAUGGUCAGUACACUGGAUCCACAACCAUGGCCAGCUCCUAUGGGCCCUAUGGCUCAGCACCAGUGUCCAGCAGCUACGGUGGGUACUCUACCAUGCCACCAAGCACUUAUGGCCAGUAUACCUCAGCCUCAGCUGGUUCUUAUGGCCAGUACACCACAACCACUGCUAAUACUUAUGGCUACACUACCACCACAGCAAGCUCUUACGGACAAUACACCGCUACAGUGUCCAAUGCCUACGGGCACUCUGUAGACAGUCCCUCUACCUACAGCACUGCAGAUGGGAUGUAUGGGGCUCCUGGCUUAGAGCAAAGCAUCCCAAGGAACUACAUGAUGAUUGAUGAUGUAAGUGAGCUUACGGCAAAAGAUGGGCUGGGCACGAUGACGGGGGACAUGAUGCAUCAUGGCGGCAGUGGGCGUUAUCCAGGCGACAUCCAUGGCCACAGCAGCACCAUUGGCAGCACGACACGUGGGGGAACUGGCAGCUCCUCUUACGGCAGGGCACCUGAAGAAGAAGCAGCGAUGCAGGAAGACCUGUACGACCACCAUGGCAGGGGUAAGAGCAGCUACAGGCACGGACCUCUAGGGGGCAGCAGCAGCAGCGUGAGCGCUAGCACGGGUGGGGGAUCCCCCUAUUACUAUGACUUCGACUGCAAACACGGCAGCAUCCGCUCAGGGGUACAGAAACAUUCGUCUUCCUCUAGAAGCCUUCUGGCUCCUGCUGUUAUGUCCACCAAGCGCAGCAAGCACAGAAAACUGGGGAGCAUCGAGCAAAAAAUCUCGAAGUUUUCCCCUAUUGAAGAGGCUCGGGAUGUGGAGGCAGACCUGGCCUCUUAUUCCUCAGCAGGUGGGGCUUACACCGCCGCUCACAUUCGAGGGCGCCAGCUGAUAGAGGAUUAUGGCUUUAAGAGGAGUGCUUACAAUGGCGGCAGUGGCACCAGUCAAACUAGUCGAUGCUACGGUUCACUGGAGGAGGACGAUCGGAUUUAUUAUACUUCCACCGGCCGCUCCCGUUCCACCGGCUACGGCAUGGACAAGAUCUCAGCCAGGGACUAUCCUGGGUAUCGCAGCCGAUCUUACGAGAGGGACGAUCGCUCCUACAGAUCUGGCUAUAGCCGAGGGCGCCACCCAACUCGCCAGUACUCUGAAGAGGAGAGCCCACUCAGUCCUCUGGGGAGGUUUAUGGGUUCCGGGCGAUCAUCAAGCUUAGGUCCCGACCCAUAUGACAGCCGCAGCAGUAAAUAUCAGUACUAUUAUGGCCAAUAUGGUUCCAGCCACUCGCUCCCAGAUGUACAAGACCACAUACGGGACCUUCCCCGGACCCACGUCUACAAAUCGGAAGAUACAUACAUAAUAGACGAUUAUCAUUGCGCUGUGUCAGACAGUGAAGCCUACCAUCUGGGCCAAGAAGAAACGGACUGGUUUGAGAAGCCACGCACCAGUUCGCGACACUACGGUCACUCAACUGGGAGGAGCCGCCACGCUGUAAAACACACCUACCAUGAUUAUGAUGAGCCUCCUGAGGAGGACCUAUGGCCCCAGGAUGAGUAUGGCCAAGGAGGGCGACACUCUGCAUCCCGCGACCACAGACACCACGGCAGCUCUGGCCGACACACGUCCUCAUCACGUCAUUCAGAUGAGCAAAGAGCUUCCAGGUCCUCUAAGGCGCACCCUAAAGACCCAUCAAUGCGCCAUGACCCUUCAGGACGUUCAUCAUCCUCAGGAAGGCGAGGCGAGUCAAGGUCUGGAGCUUACCACUCUGCUGACUACUCCCGGGAUCCAUCUGGGCAUCACCACAGUCAGCGUUCCUCUAGACAGGGGGACCCACACCGUUCCUCACGCAGCAAGUCCCAGCCGCCAGGAGAUAUGCAGGGCCAACCACCAGGUUCCUCCAGGUCUGGUAGUGCUUCCCGUGCUCAGGGCCCAGCUGGCGGGCCAAUGGGAUCAGGGCGCCAGGGUGGUCCAGGUGCCCCAACAGAUGUGGCCCCAGGACAGAGGACUCAGCUUCAACAGCAGGCCCAGACAUCAGCAGCCAGGCCAGGGCAGCCAGGUGCUGCAGCAGCAACUGGUCCUCAGCAGCAGUCCCCAGCCCAGGGACAAGGCAUGGGCAUGGGCAUGGGCAUGGGGCAGAACCAAGCAAAGCCCGGGCAGAUGGGACCAGCCGGUGGACCCAUGGGGCAGGCCAGACAGACAGGUCCAGCGGGACCCGCACCAGCCACCAUGGCCAAAGUCGACACACCUCCAGUAACAGCUAUCGGAGCAAAGGCAGCUCCCGUCAUGGCCAACAAAGCAGCCCAGCCCCCGCUUACAGGCAUAGGCUCAAAGGCAGCUCCGAGACCAGGAGGGAUUGGCAGUGCAGCAGCAGGUCAGCCCGGCAUGGAGGGAGAUGGCAUGUUGUCCAAGAUCCUGCCGGGAGCAGCCGCUGAGCAGGCCGGCAAACUGGGAGACGCUAUAACCGGUUUUGGCAAGAAGUUCACCUCUUUCUUCUGAGGUGUUAAAAUUGAGGACUACAUAAAUGUGAAAUGACAAAGUGACGAGGCCUUGUACCAGAAAAACCUGUGAAGACACCUCUGCUAUUGUUUUACUAAGAGAGAGAGAGAGGGAGGAGAGAGAGAGAGAAUGGGGAACAGAGAGGAGAGCUGAGCAUACUGCCAACCAGGACUGGAAUCCAUCUGAUACUUCAUGUCUCAUGGCUGAGCACACACUGACAGAGAGACCACACAGAUCUCUCUGGCAGGCCAGACAAUCAUUUCAAGCCAGCUCCCGUCUUUAGCAGGGCUUUCCUCCAUCCAGUGUCCUCAGCCAAAGAAACUAACUCCACCCAGCUACAGUGGAGACCUGGACCUGUAGCAGUCAGACACACCUCUGGCUUUGAUAACAAAGGGGAAACUGGCAGCCACAAAAGAACUGCAGAUUUCAAACAGGAUUAUGUUUUUGCUGUACAUCUUCCAUGCCGGUGAACGGAGGUAUACUUACACUACCUGAGAUCGAAGCAGGCUUUGAAGAGUCGAAGCGAUUGAAGUCAUCUACCAUCUCAGCCCUCCAUGAUUUUUUAAACCAUUGCAGUUCUGAUGGAAGGAGCUAAAGAAGGGCGCAACUCUUUUCCGAUAUGCUGACGACUUCACUCUCUACAUGAGAGCUGCUUUUCUUUCCGCUAUCAACGUUCAGGAACAACGGUACGGUACAGGCGUCAUGGCAUGCUAGGAUCCUUGGCUUCGCAGUCCUGUGCUCAAACUAUGAGAAGCAACAACGUCCAACCUCUCUCCUCUUUUCUGUCUCCUCUCAAAGUGAAAACAAAGAAGCCAAAGGAAUGAAACCUGAUGAAGGGAUGCAGGCUUUUCUGGUACUAAAGACCUCAAGUUACAUCAACCGUCAUGACAUCAACCGUCAUGAGGGAAAUAAAUGAAUGAAUAAGACUUUGAUAAUGCCGCACACAGAACAGGUGUGUGGGCGUGUCUCGAUCCACGGUUUGCUCUGUUUCUAUCUACAUUCCAGAUUGGAACUGUUAAAACCUUUUGCUUCCACUCUUCCUCGACUUUCUGCGUUUCUUGAAUGCUGAUUCUACUUAACUUUCUAAUCCCCAUCCGAUGAUCUUGCCGUGU
Molecule: messenger RNA, 14312 nt
Organism: Notolabrus celidotus (New Zealand spotty)
Lineage: Eukaryota; Metazoa; Chordata; Actinopteri; Labriformes; Labridae
Gene: bsna
Product: bassoon presynaptic cytomatrix protein a
Exons: 19
Coding region: 1-13200 (4399 amino acids)
Biological process (GO): protein localization to synapse; presynaptic active zone assembly
Cellular component (GO): GABA-ergic synapse; axon; cytoskeleton of presynaptic active zone
Molecular function (GO): structural constituent of presynaptic active zone; metal ion binding
Source: RefSeq, a predicted model, not a curated record